Messenger RNA from Arabidopsis lyrata subsp. lyrata, 912 nucleotides. RefSeq names its product S-adenosylmethionine decarboxylase proenzyme 2. Lineage: Eukaryota; Viridiplantae; Streptophyta; Magnoliopsida; Brassicales; Brassicaceae. Gene Ontology annotation, biological process: spermine biosynthetic process; spermidine biosynthetic process. The transcript has 2 exons. Bases 1 to 912 code for a protein of 303 amino acids. The record is from RefSeq and is a predicted model, not a curated record. Gene Ontology annotation, cellular component: cytosol. Gene Ontology annotation, molecular function: adenosylmethionine decarboxylase activity.
AUGGCCUCAGCAUUUGAAGGUGUUGAGAAAAGGCUGGAGAUCAUCUUCUCAGCCUCCACGUCCAACAAAAAUCUACGGGAAAAGCUGACGAGAAACGUGCUGCACCAGAUCCUGAAACCGGUGGACUGCAAAAUCGAAGAUCUUCUAUCGGAAGAUCAAGUCGAUGCGUACCUGCUUUCAGCUUCUAGCCUUUUUGUCUUCGAUGACUUUGUGAUCUUGAAGACCUGCGGAAAUACUAAGAUCUUCGAGUGCAUGAAGGAGUUAAUACGUGUAGCAGCUAGAGAGGUGAACUCCGUUCUUUACACUAGAGCACUCGCCGAGAAAUUGAACGAUACGAACCUCGGGCUCGAGAAAGUGGAGGAUGCGGUCUUGGGUGUUAAUGACGAGAAGCAGUGGCACAUACUGUCUGAUUUCCCUCAUGCAGCCGACAAUAACACGAAAGAGGUACUCACCGUCGAGUUGUGUAUGAGGAGACUUGACCGAGAAAAAGCCUCGAUAUUUGAAGAGAAGACGAGCCCAACUAGUGAGAAAAUGACGGAGGCCUCUGGAAUUGGGCUCAUCUUCCCGGAGGCCAAACUGAGUACCUUUGCUUUCUCGCCUUGCGGCUAUUCGAUGAAUUCCGUUGAAGGAAAAGCAAUUUCUACCAUUCACGUGGUGCCAGAGGAAGCAUGGAGCUUCGCUAGCUUCGAGUGCUGUGGAUAUGAGUUCAAGGACGAUGAGAGUCUCCAGCAAGUGGUCGCUAGGGCCUUGGCAUGCUUCAAACCAAAAAUGUUCACGUUGGCGAUUCGUUCGAACCUUCCCGUCAUCGGUGGUGAGCCACAGUGCAACCUCGAUCCCGACGGCUACAGCUGCAAGAGGGAGAUAUGCUCGCUAGAAAAGGGAGGCUCCGUCGUCUACUAUUAUACCGUCUGA